AUGGCUGGAACCUCUCUACUAGCACUUUUCUUCUUCCUGGCCUUAUUUAAGCCCUUGCUCCCAACAGCUCAACUAGCAAAGCAGUUUUCUAGUCCACUGCAUGACCAAUGGAACAUGCCAACUCUUUCUCUGUCGCAAGAAUGGCACAUUCUAGGUCCAUUUGAAAUCGGCACGAGAGACAGGAGUGAUCCUGACCUAUUGCUGCCUUUGCAUCCAGAGGCAGUAUGGGGUGCUGACCCCCUCGAGGCCCACGGGGGAUUUCGGGCGAUGCAGUAUGCUCCUGAAGCAACAUUUCCAACUGCUAUUGGAGAUGCGGGGCUCUGUCGCUGGACUGUGCUACUGACAGGCGAUCGCAUUGCUACUGAUGGGUUCACUAAAGCAACUCUACGCUUCGGAUUCCCCAAGGUUAAUUGGACAUUUCGCCGGUCAAUAUAUGGCUGGUCGGGCUUACAGUAUCAGGCUUGGGCAAGAGGGAAUGUAACGGUUUCUGGAACGGGUCCUGUUACUUCAGCCAUCUAUACUGACGGUAUCCUGGAAUUCCGAGUCGAUGGACAGCUUUAUUUUGGAGGAGAUUUCUAUUCGUAUCGGCGGGCUCCGUUGAUCUUGGAUCUAGAACCCGGAAUUCACACACUCGAACUUAGGUUUUUCUACGAUAUUCGAGCUCUAGGCGGAAGUGAUAAUCCGCAGAUAAAUUCAACGGUCGAAUUGAAACAAAUCUCGUCGAGAUUAAACAUCGAUCGUGCAAGCGUUUUGAUACCCGACGUCGUUGAGGGAAAGCUCGCAAGUCCAUAUGUAUCCGUCAAUGCACAAAACGGUAUGAAUAAGGUUGUUCGUGUCGUCUGGCUUAAGCCCGUUGGUGAAAAUAAAGCUCAUUUCGAUUUAGCUUUAUUAGACGAUUCUAUCACCAUUGCCCCCUACCAAUAUCGCCCUCUAGCUUUUAAACUUGGGUUUUCAGGCCGAAUUCCGGCUCAGCUCUCUUUCGAAAUCGGGUAUGAGAUCGGAUUGGAAGGACAAAUACAGAUUGCCGAACUCGUGGUAGACGUCAAGCACCGUUCGAUGUCAGAAGCCCAAAAAUUCACUUUCCUUCACCCCAGUGGCAUUGUAUCGUAUGCAAUCUUACGCCCGCCACUUAAUACUUCGUGUCACACUGGUGAAAAGAGGAAUCUCCCUCUCGUCAUUGGGCUUCACGGUGCUGGUCUUGAAGCAGAUGGUGACAUUGUCCGGCAUAUGCUAGAUGGAGUAUAUGGGCUUUGCGCAUGGAUCCUAUUCCCAACCGGAGUGACAUCUUGGAGCGGCGAUGAUUGGCAUACAUGGGGCUUCGCAGAUGUACAAGCUGCUGUAUCUGGUAUUCGUGACUGGACUAAAGCCAUGAGUUGGAAGGGCGCCGGAAUCUCAUUAAGUGAAUGGGUUGUCGUUGGACAUUCCAACGGAGACUACGUGCCGUUCACGAUAUGGCGGGAUGCAGAUGCCUCCUUAACAGCAGUGCUGGAAUCCGCCCGUCGGAAUUUUAAACAUGAGUUACUCACCAAAAAUUUUGCGGGGAUUCCUAUUUUCCAGCAGCAUGGCGCUAAGGAUGACAACGUCCCCGCGUACCAUUCACGGCUUAUGCAUCAGCUAACCUGGGAGGACGGGUUGACGAGUCACUACCUCGAGAUCCCACAAGCAGGCCAUUGGUUUGACGGCGUUUUGACAACUGAUCCCUUGACUGAGUUCUAUCGCCACUAUACUGAAGAUAUCCUUCAUGACACCCUCCCUAAUAACUUUUCUAUAGUUAUUCCUUCCUCCAUGGAUAUGGGUUCAAAAGGUGGCAUCCUUGUGGACCAAUUGUGGACCCCAGAUAUAUACGGCCGCAUAAAGGUGACCCGCGAUAAAGAGGAGCAUACCUGGCGCAUAAAGACGCGCAACAUACGCCGUUUUCAUAUUAAGACCAAGGGAGUUCGCUGUGCCCAUCCAACAAAAAUUUCGUUGGAUGGGUCAGAGCUAGUGUUCACAUCAUCAAACGAUGAUGAUAUUGCUUGGUAUGUUCAAAACGCCGCUGGCUAUUGGGCAAUAUCUCGCGACGACGGUUGGCGCGGGUUAUCGGAGCGGUAUGGGCGGCAACUAGGAGCUAUGGACGCCAUCCUUCGGACACAGGGCCACCUAACUAUUAUUUCACGCUCAAUAGUCGGUGACACGGUUGCGUUACAGAUCAGUCGCAAUUUAUUCCAAUAUUUUGCAGCUGAUUGUGAACUAAUCACUGCCGUCUCUACAUUACCGGUAUCUGGUUCCGGGUCCAAUUCCACUCUAGGGAAUACCAUUGUUGUUGCGAUUGGCGAUAAGCUGGAUCAUCCACAGCUUCCUACCUUUCCGAUAUCCGUAUCAAACAAGGGCCUCAAACUCAACAAACCUAGCAGAACGGCCGUUGAAUACGAACCUGAGCCUGGCCUGGGUGCCGUCUUUCUCAGGCCCCUCGCAGGUGAACGCUUGGAGCUUGUGAUCUGGGGUGCCGACCUAGAAGGCUUACAACAAGCGGCUCGCCUUGUUCCCACCCUUACUGGGGCCGGACAGCCUGACUUUGUAGUUCUCAGUCCCAGCUGUCGCUGGAAGGGCGGCGGCGGAGUCUAUGCAGCAGGUUUCUUUGAUUUCUCCUGGCAGAUAUCCUCAGGAUCCUACUUAUCGUAG
This is a messenger RNA of Uncinocarpus reesii 1704, 2661 nucleotides long. RefSeq lists its product as uncharacterized. The coding region runs from base 1 to 2661 and encodes 886 amino acids. The record is from RefSeq and is a predicted model, not a curated record. Lineage: Eukaryota; Fungi; Ascomycota; Eurotiomycetes; Onygenales; Onygenaceae. The transcript has 5 exons.